AUGCUACAUAAAUGCAGUGAAGAGAUCAUGAUAAAACUGAAGCACCGAAACAAUUGUCCAAGGUAUCAGUUUGUUAGAAUCGAUAAACCAAUCUCUAUUAUCCAUCAAGAAUAUGGGAUUGUAGAAUGUGUUUACAAUGGAGUUGUGUUAAACCAAGAAUUGACCUUCAGGGACUAUGCAAUGAAAAGUGGGGCUGUCAUUAAUGUUGUUUUUGAAAAAGAGAGAAAUCCAAAUCCUCAAAGGUUACGUGAACUUGGACUUCCAGAGCAAGAUCAAUAUGGUCCUUUGGUCGAAUACAAUGGAAGGAAGAUCACCCAAAAGCAGUAUCAAUUCGAGAAAUUAGUAGAACAUCUCGUUGAGUUGAGACGUCAAAACUACAACAAUUACUUUGAGAUCCAACAAAGAUCAAAUUGA
Molecule: messenger RNA, 414 nt
Organism: Trichomonas vaginalis G3
Lineage: Eukaryota; Parabasalia; Trichomonadida; Trichomonadidae
Product: ubiquitin-like family
Exons: 1
Coding region: 1-414 (137 amino acids)
Source: RefSeq, a predicted model, not a curated record